AUGAACCUGACUGCUAAAUUGAAAAGGAGAAAAUCAACCUUUGUUGCUUUCUCACCUAAAAACCAAGUUAGAUCUAAAAACAACAAUGCACUGAUCAUUGAAAUCGCUAGUCUCCAUAAUUCUCUUAAUAAAAUCAUGGCUUCUUUACAUGAAGAACUAGGAAAAGACAUCAUAGCUGCCAAACAGCAUUUUAGAAAGGGCCUGAGAACUCAUCUCGAAAUU
This is a messenger RNA of Cetraspora pellucida, 222 nucleotides long. NCBI's taxonomy places the organism in Eukaryota, Fungi, Glomeromycota, Glomeromycetes, Diversisporales, Gigasporaceae. The record is from the annotation of a GenBank genome assembly.